AGAUCUUGUCAGCUGAUCGCACGCGGUCGAAGAAUUUUAGGUUAGAAUAGAAACGUGCUUUGUAUAUAUUCUAUUGUAUUAACGUUAUCAUUUAUAUAUUUUUAAAUAAUGGAGGAAGAAGAAGAAGAAAAGUGUCAGGAUGACGAGGAAAGAGAAUUUUAUUUUGAAUCAGAUCAUUUGGCAUUAAAGGGUAAUAAGAAUUAUACUGCUCUUUUAAAAACCAUUGUUAUAUUGGAAGCACAAAGGACACAGGCUAUUGAAGAUCUAGAUAAACUUUUAGCAGCUCGUUCUAAAGCCAUGAAGGAUCCAAUAUCUUUUGUAGCACAAUUACAGAGUGGCGAUUUGCCAGAAUUACCAAGUCCGCAAAAGAUUGCUGAUAUUCCUUAUAUUGAUUGGGCACAAUACAACAUAGCACUGCCUGACACACGUAUGAGGCCACAAACAAGACAUGGACAUAUACUUCCACAAACACAAAUUAAAACUGAUCAAGAAAAUGGAAAGAUUUUAGUAAGAGGACGUGCUUUUGAUGAGAGCAAACCAGAGACAUUUAAUCAAUUGUGGACUAUAGAAGAGCAAAGACGUUUAGAAGAAUUAUUGAUUGAGUAUCCACCAGAAGAGGUUGAAAUGAGACGAUGGACUAAAAUUGCUAAUGCUUUAGGCAAUCGAACUCCAAAACAAGUGUCCAGUAGAGUACAAAAAUACUUUAUUAAAUUAUUAAGAGCUGGCUUACCGAUACCAGGCAGAGGACCAAAAGUAAAAUUUGACGUUAAGAAGGGUUUUAAUCAUCGUCAUCAACGAAAUAAUUAUAUGCUAUUUAAACGUUCAACAUUUUUCCCACAUCAAGAUUUAUCUUUUGUUACAAAUGAAGAAAGUAAAGAACAGCCAAUUAUUGAAGAAUCCGAGGAUGAUAUUGGAAAUAUUUGCACAGAUGAUAAUUCGGAAUUGAGACAGAUAGAACUAGUAAGACAAGUUAAGACAGAAAAAGAGCAUGAGUCAUAUCCUGUGUACAAACACGUUGGAUAUAAGUGUGUAGUAUGUGGAGAGGAACCAUUGAAGGGUACAAGAUGGCAUUGUUUAGAAUGUCAAAAUGGGAUAGAUUUAUGUGGUGAUUGUGCCGUGGCUCAAAUAGAAGCUGAAAAUCCUACACACGAUCCACUGCACAAAUUAAUUCCAAUAAAACAAUCCCAAUAUAGUCAAAGCUAUGAUUUAGAUUAUUUUCCACAAAAUUUUAAUAAUUCUUCUUAUAAUUAUCUCGAUCCUAAUUUUUUACCUGAAUAAAACAUAACAUAAUAUACAUAUAAAAUUUUUGCAAU
Messenger RNA from Vespa mandarinia (Asian giant hornet), 1313 nucleotides. RefSeq names its product ZZ-type zinc finger-containing protein 3-like. Gene Ontology annotation, molecular function: zinc ion binding. NCBI's taxonomy places the organism in Eukaryota, Metazoa, Arthropoda, Insecta, Hymenoptera, Vespidae. The record is from RefSeq and is a predicted model, not a curated record.